UCCCUGGGUGGGGGGGCUUAAUCGCCCCGCCUGGCCUCAGCCUUGGCGUCAGGUGCUAUCGGGGCUCCGGCGGAAGAAAGAUUUGGGCCGGUGGGGGGCCCCGCUAGAGCUCCGGAGAAGGGAGGCAGGCCGGGCUCCUGGCCUGGUUUUUAUAGGGUUGCCCUCCUUGAAGAGCAGGGAGAUGAGCUCGGGGCUUGGGCUGGUUUGGCCAAGUGGCAGGACCGUGACCGGGGUGCCGCUGUGUAACGUAGCAUCUUUCUGCCGCCGCCGCUGCUUUUUGAAAAGGUGAAUUCUAGAUGGAAGCCGGCAUGGGCUCCCCUUGCCGUAUGGAGACAACAAGGCAUCUACGUCGAGCCUUCGCUCUUUCCUCUCUUAGAUAAUUAUAGGAAGUCUCCCUCUGUAAGCUAGCUGGCUUUCCCUGCUAGACCUAUAGACUAAUGCUCGGCCAUCAUCAAAAGUGAAAGGAUGAUGCCCAAACUCAAGGGCUUUGAAUUUUGGAAAAACACACUGAGAGGGGCCCGUUUUGUGGUUGCUCCUAUGGUGGAUCAAAGCGAACUGGCUUGGAGACUGUUAAGCCGCCGUCAUGGGGCCCACCUAUGUUAUACUCCUAUGCUGCAUGCUCAGGUCUUUGUCAGAGAUGCCAAUUAUCGUAAGGAAAACUUGUAUUGUGAAGUGUGCCCUGAAGACAGACCUUUGAUUGUACAGUUCUGUGCCAAUGAUCCAGCAGUGUUUGUCGAGGCUGCCUUGUUAGCUCAAGACUAUUGUGAUGCAGUUGACCUGAAUCUGGGGUGCCCUCAGAUGAUUGCAAAAAGAGGUCACUAUGGAGCAUUCCUGCAAGAGGAGUGGGACCUUCUCCCAAAAAUGAUUGCAUUGGCCAAUGAAAAGCUCUCUGUACCUAUUACAUGCAAAAUCCGUGUUUUCCAAGAAAUUAGUAAAACUGUGAAAUAUGCUCAAUUGCUGGAGAAAGCUGGUUGUCAACUUCUAACUGUCCAUGGCCGCACUAAAGAACAGAAGGGACCUCUGGUUGGUGUGGCUUCCUGGGAGCACAUACAGGCUGUGAGAAAGGCUGUAAACAUCCCCGUUUUUGCAAAUGGAAACAUUCAAUACCUCAAAGAUGUGGAACGGUGUAUUCAGAAGACAGGCGUUCAGGGUGUUAUGAGCGCAGAGGGCAAUCUUCAUAAUCCCGCUUUAUUCGAAGGAAGACAUCCAGUCGUCUGGGAGAUGGCUGAGGAAUACCUAGAAAUAGUACAGCAAUAUCCUUGCCCAUUGUCCUAUGUCAGAGCUCAUCUCUUCAAGCUUUGGCAUCACACGCUGCAGGUUCACCAGCAGCUACGUGAUGAAUUAGCAAAAGUGAAGACACUGGAAGGAUUAGUGGCUGUCAACAGGGAGCUCAAGUUGCAUUGCCAGAAAGAAAUAGCACAUUUGAAGGAAGAAGAGAAGCCAAAGGGAGGAUUACCUUUCUUCCACUGGAUUUGUCAGCCAUACCUAAGACCAGGGCCUAAGAAAACGUGCAACAAAAGUGUCCCAUCUAGCAUAGAAGGAAGUACUCGGGGAAAACGAGCUCUAGAGGAUGAUGAAGAUGGGAACUCUGAUUCUCUCUCAAAAAACAAACAAAAGAAGAAGUUAAGGAAUCCCAACAAAAGCUUUGAUCCAUCAUUAAAACCGAAAUAUGCAAAGUGUGAUCAGUGUGGAAAUCCAAAGGGUAACAAGUGUGUAUUUAAUCUGUGUCGAGGCUGCUGUAAGAAAAGAGCUUUCAGAGAGACAGCAGAUUGUCCUGGUCACGGUCUACUUUUUAAAACCAAACAUGAAAGGUCUAUUUUGUGGAAAAGUGGCCAAUCCCAUAUGGAAAAUAUUAAGCGGACAACACAGCAAGGUGAGGUGGAGGAAGCAAUGUUGCUUAAAGAGGCUAUCAACGGUGUGGCAUGAGGCCUUGGAAAGCCCUCCUGGAUCUUCGAACUGUCCUCCCCCCCCCCCCCGCCAAAGAAACCUCUGCUUCCAGAACACAGCUGUUGACACCACAAGGCCUGUUUUAAAAUUAAUGACAAAUUUUACUUAAGAAAAAGAUACUUUCUCAGGGAAAUGUCCUGUAAUGGAAAUAAAAGGAUGCAAUUAAAGUUUUCACGCUGUGUUGAAAAGACUUCAAAGACUGGGCCAGAUGUACUGGCCUUACAAUGCUGCAUUGGAGACAUCUCUAAAGAUACAACCUGCCUGUUUUAAACUUUAUGUAUGGUUUUAAAAUUGGCAAAUAAACCUUUUGUAAAAGUAGCGUUCUGGAAUAUUAUAACUAAAACACAAGGCACAGUAUGUGCAAACUCUAAAUAAAAAAAAUAAAAGUUUGUUUGGAGCUGGCAUUGGGCUCAGACAGGAUAGGUGUAAAAGGACAGUAAAACUCAAGAGGAAAGGCAUAAUUAACAGGACAUUAGACCAUUGGAUUUAGAUUCUUGUGUUUAUAGUUUAAUGAAUCUGCAACUAUGCCUUUGUUGGAAGACUGCAAAUAAGCAAGUCAAAUGAUGCCAAAAAUGAAAGCCGCACAUUCAUGUUUCAUGUUAAUUUUGAACAGUGAAAAGACAAUGUUUCUACUACUAGCACAGAGGUGGGUAAUCUAUGGCUUCUGACCUAAGUUGAUACUGCUCUUAGCUUGAUUUCCAAGUUCCCUUUUAAGAUUCUGUAAUGAUAGCUAAUUCUUGCCUUGCAACCUGUUAGUCCAGAAAGAAAAUGGGAAUUUCCACUGAAGUUUAGCUUUGGUCUCAGCUUACUUGCCCAAUCUUGGAUAACUCCAGUGGAUUAUCCCUUAAGAGAGGUGGCCCUAAUAGGAUACCUCUGUGGUGGUAUAUUGGAGCAGUUAUAUGCAUCGUAAAGGACAUUGGCUAAGAAUAAGCCCAUUCUUUAAUUAAAGUUACUUGGGGAAGAGUUUAGGACCAUUUACUAAUCUUUUUCAAAGGAGACAUAAAAGAUUUCAUUCUAAAAUAGCUGCACUAAUAAUACAAAGUUAUUUGCUUUCAAGAGCUACCAAAGUUUUCAGCAUUCUGAAAGCCCAUGAAUCAGUCCAUGAAUAUUGACGUGUUUGUGAACCAAUAUUGCUGAAAGAGUAAUUCUCAUUAUAAAAACCCACAAACACCUCCACUCUGGAUAUCAGAUAGGCCAUUAGGACAACUUACAUUAUUUACCCUUAAAUGGAUGUCCAAGUAAAUGUUAUUACAGUAGUAACUUUUAAGUAUUUGGGCACUUGAAGAACCAGAAAUAACUCAGUAAAAAAUCCUGUUACUAUAUUGUGAUCCAGAAAGAUUUUUUUUCUAACAGCUUUAGAAAUUACCUUACGGUAGCAAUGAUAUGCCAUGAGUUGCAUGCUGUUUACUUGGCCAAGAACAGCCCUUGACCUUAAGGCCAUUUAGGAGAAUUUGCAAAAUACAGCAGGUGGAACCAGAUAUAUUUUAUUUCUAUGUAAACAAAUUAAAUACGAAUGCAA
Crotalus tigris (Tiger rattlesnake) is the source of this 3466-nucleotide messenger RNA. RefSeq names its product dihydrouridine synthase 1 like (gene DUS1L). Gene Ontology annotation, molecular function: tRNA dihydrouridine synthase activity; flavin adenine dinucleotide binding. The transcript is spliced from 14 exons. The coding region runs from base 466 to 1926 and encodes 486 amino acids. Gene Ontology annotation, biological process: tRNA processing. The record is from RefSeq and is a predicted model, not a curated record. Lineage: Eukaryota; Metazoa; Chordata; Lepidosauria; Squamata; Viperidae.